Messenger RNA from Labrus bergylta (ballan wrasse), 1851 nucleotides. RefSeq names its product HEXIM P-TEFb complex subunit 1 (gene hexim1). Gene Ontology annotation, cellular component: nucleoplasm; cytoplasm; nucleus. NCBI's taxonomy places the organism in Eukaryota, Metazoa, Chordata, Actinopteri, Labriformes, Labridae. Gene Ontology annotation, biological process: negative regulation of cyclin-dependent protein serine/threonine kinase activity; negative regulation of transcription by RNA polymerase II. The record is from RefSeq and is a predicted model, not a curated record. Gene Ontology annotation, molecular function: 7SK snRNA binding; cyclin-dependent protein serine/threonine kinase inhibitor activity.
UACGGUAGCACACUGGACACUGUUGUGACGGCGAAACGUCGUCUCCGGGUUCGCGAAAAACUCUUCACAGCAUCGAAACAGUUAAUGGUAGUUAGCGACAGUUGCUCUGACAAACCCUUCAAGGAGUAACAAGUGUUUACUGUUCGGACAUUUUACUUAUAGCUUGCGGGAGUUUGUUUUUAAACGUCAAAAACUCAAAACUUUGUUGUAGUGAUAUCGGCUCAUUUUGGAAUUAGUAUAUAUUUUUUUGUUGUUGAAAAUUAAGUUUAACGUCUUUUGAGGAACUUUAAAAGCUCAGUCCAGAGGGCAUGGCGAUUAUCUGAAAUGCGCUAAAGCGGAACACCGGAAUCGGAUCAUCAGGAUGACAGAACCAGCGGAGCAGACCCAUCACCUGAAAAGUUCGGGCAGCCCAUCAGGUGGGAGCAGCGGAGGCGCGUUGGAGCAUCUCCCAGCCCGGAGCCGCGGAGGUCCAGAUAACGGCGACAGGGGGCGACAGAGAUACCAAAAACAGCAACAGCGGGCGGGGAACUGUGGGGAUAUCAACACAGACAAGUUAUGGCAAAUGAAAGGCGGACAGAGGGGGGUGUGCCCUGCCUUAGCAGCCGGAAACGAUGUCCCGAAGUGCCCGAUUGCAGCUCAGACUCAUCAGAAAUCCGAUGUUCGUGCAGCGGGGGAAGAUCAUCGCAUCUCGCAGGGGAAAAACGGCCAGGACAGACCGCUUGAAGAGACUUUAAACCAAGUGCAGGGUGAGAGUUUGCUCAUUGACUCCGACACUGGCUUUGAUGCACGUCAGGGGAAGAGAAGGCACAGGCGCAGAACCUCAAAGAAGAAGCGCAACUGGAAGCCUUAUUACAAACUUUCCUGGGAGGAGAGGAAAGCCUUGGAGGAGAAGGAGACGGCCAGGGCUUCCAGACUGAGGGAGGAGAUGUUCGCAAAGGGACUCCCAGUGGCCCCGUAUAACACCACCCAGUUCCUGAUGGACGAGCACGACCGAGAGGAGCCCGACCUCAACACGGAGACUGGGGUCAGGAGACCUUCAGGGGUCGGCGUCCGCAUGGAGGACACUGGCAGCGAGGAGGACUUGUUCGACAACGAGGAGGAGGACGAGGAUGACGGCAGCGGAGGUGGUAGCGACGGUAUCGGGAGAGCCGGGAACGCAGGUGGGGAGUUUCUUCAGAGGGACUUUUCCGAGACCUACGAGAUGUACCACGUCGAGAGCCUGCAGAAUAUGACCAAGCAGGAGCUGGUGCAAGAGUACCUCGAGCUGGAGAAGUGCAUGUCCCGGCUGGAGGAGGAGAACAACCGGCUGAGGAACGCCGUGGAGCCAGGAGGACCGACCGUGGAAAGCUCCCUGGUCCGGCUCAGAGAGCUGGAGAGGGAACUGGAGAGACUGAGGGCCCAAAACACGGAGCUCCUCCUGCAGAACCAGGACAGGGACCCGGUUCCUACCAAUUAAAGGACCCAAAUUUGAAAAAGGUAACACAUGGGACUUGCUGCAUUGUUAAAAAAAAAAAAAAAAAAUUGUCAUCAGUGUUCUGUAAACAGUCUUUCAUCUGGACGGAUGAGUCCUUGCAUUGCAAUGCAAUACUUGACGUUUCUUUUCUAUUUGGACUAAAAUGAUGUCCUGUUAAUUUUUUUAAGAAGAAAAAUGUUAAUAUUUCAAAUAAGAUUCGUUUUUAUAAAGAGAAUGUAUUUGAUAAGGCGAGUUGUUUUGUUUUCCCGGGUCAACUUAUCAUUUUACAUUUGUUCCGUUUUUGAAUUCAAGGCAAACACAUGUAUCAUUUCCAACAUUAAUUAUUUGAAUGCUGCUGAUCGGGCAAGCUGUGCAAAGAUUGUUUUUGCAGAAAAAAA